CUGUAAAUGAUGGGGAGGGGAGGAACGAGAGAGAGGAGAGGCCGGAUUUGAUAGACCGAUAGCGGCAGACGGUGGGGACCUUUGGGGCAUUAUACAGCCUCCCUACCACCCCACACGGGCACUGAUGUGAGACGCCCUCCACACACUGGACUUCCGAACUUCAGAUGUUGAUUUAAGAGGCUGGUGUUCAUGAAGCCGUCCCUCGCCGCCCGGCGCUAACAUUCGCACGGCGGCGCUUCAGCCCGCGACCCUUUUUUUGGGUGUCAAAAUAGAUAAGUUGGGAUAUCUGACGGAGCCUUUGUCCGCCGAGUGAAACGUUACUGUAAGAACGGGAUCUUGCAUUUCCGAGCACCACGAUGUAGUCUCGGGGUAACAAACCACCUCUACGACAAACCGUGCAACCAGCCAUACAGACAGCCUAAUGAAUUGGUCCAGCGUACAGCAGAUCUGUGGAUUUCAUUAAAAAUGGGAUUAAUAAAGCUUCAGAACCCCAAUCAUCCCUCGGCACUCCUUCACAAAGCCAACCAGAUGCGACUAUUGGGGACUCUGUGCGAUGUGGUGAUCCUGGUGGAUAGCCAGGAGUUCCACGCACAUCGCACGAUCUUGGCCUGCACCAGUAAGAUGUUUGAAAUUUUGUUUCUGCGCAACAGUCAGCAUUACACCUUGGACUUCCUUUCACCAAAGACAUUCCAACAGAUCCUGGAGUAUGCUUACACUGCCACACUCCAAGCCAAAGUAGAGGACUUGGAUGAUCUGUUAUAUGCAGCAGAAAUAUUGGAGAUUGAGUACUUGGAGGAGCAGUGUCUGAAGAUACUGGAGACUAUUCAGGCAACAGAUGACAAUGAUACAGAGAUGACGGUCACUGAAGAAGAGGAUGGGGGAAAGGCCAGGUUUAACAAGAAUAUAUUGGUUACUAAGCAACUUUCUGGUGAAGAGGCUGGUUACACUACUAACCAGGCCAUGCCAACUGGGACAAUGGAAGAGCAGAGCCCCUCUGUGUCCACGUCAUUUGGACUUUCAGCAAUGAGCCCCACCAAAGCUGCUGUAGAUAGUCUUAUGAGUAUUGGGCAGUCAAUUAUUCAGGGAUCACUGCAACAAGCUUCUGCAGAUGAAGCCUUCUCUGCUGGCAGCAGGCAUCCCAUGAUAACUGAAGUCAAGCAUGAAAUGAUGCAGGUGGAGGAGGAUGCUAGUCCCAAAAUGGGAGAAGUGGGUUCUUUAGGGGGCGAGAAGGUAGCUGAUGCAGAGAGGUACAAGGAAGCCCCUGGUACACCAACGCGAAGCAGCGUUAUCACGAGUGCCCGUGAACUGCAUUACGUUCGUGAAGAGAAUUCUGGAGAGCAGCCUGCUGAAGCUGGGCUUGGGGCACAGGUGGGGAUGGAGAACAACUCCAGUGCGCAGGGUGAGAGACACACCACUUUAUACCCACUUCAAUUCAACCGCAGGACUGACAGCCUCCUGGAGGUGCCAACUUCCCUAUCCUCUGCACUGCACGUGCAGCCCACACUCUCUGUGGCGAUGGACUUCAGUGGGUAUGGAGGGCUCCUGCCUCAAGGCUUCAUUCAGAGGGAGCUUUUCAACAAAUUGGGUGAACUCGCCGUGGGCAUGAAGACUGAGAAUAGAUCUGCCAGUGAGAGGUGUAAUGUCUGUGGCAUAGAACUAUCGGACAACGAAGCCAUUGAGCAACACAGGAAGAUGCACAGUGGAAUGAAGACCUAUGGGUGCGAACUUUGUGGUAAACGGUUUCUGGACAGCUUACGGCUAAGGAUGCAUCUUCUUUCACACUCAGCAGGUGCAAAGGCCUUUGUUUGUGACCAGUGUGGAGCACAGUUCUCCAAAGAAGAUGCCCUGGAAAGUCAUCGACAAACCCACACCGGUACCGACAUGGCGGUCUUCUGCUUGCUUUGCGGGAAGCGUUUCCAGACACAGAUCGCGUUGCAGCAGCACAUGGAGGUGCACGCUGGUGUUCGCAGCUACAUUUGCAGUGAAUGUAACCGAACCUUCCCGAGCCACACAGCACUGAAACGCCAUCUCAGGUCUCACACAGGUGACCACCCCUACGAGUGCGAAUUCUGUGGGAGCUGCUUCCGUGAUGAGUGUACUCUGAAGAGUCACAAGCGCAUCCACACUGGGGAAAAGCCCUACGAGUGCAAUGGGUGUGGGAAGAAGUUCAGCCUGAAGCACCAGUUGGAGACCCACUACCGGGUUCACACAGGAGAAAAGCCCUUUGAGUGUAAACUGUGCCAUCAACGGUCCCGGGACUACUCGGCGAUGAUCAAACAUCUCCGCACCCAUAAUGGGGCCUCCCCCUACCAGUGCACGAUAUGCUUGGAUUACUGCCCUAGCCUCUCUGCUAUGCAGAAGCACAUGAAAAGCCACAAACCUGAGGAUAUUCCACCAGACUGGAGAAUAGAGAAGACUUAUCUCUAUCUGUGCUACGUCUAGUCAUCAAAGAGAGAAUAAGGAAAUAAACAGUGCUGUGAACGUGGAGAAGAUUUCUUUUUUUUAAAUUGUUUUGAACCAUUUUCUGUGUUGUGCACAGUAUGCUUGGAUUACCUCGUGUUGUAUGACCUCGUUCAGCUAAUGUUAUUUUUUUUUCCCCAUGCGCUUGUCUCUCUUUAGCCUACAACCUUGAGCCAUUUAAGUGUGUCAGGCAGUGGUAAAAGGGUUAAGUACUUAAAAGACUGCAAAGUGCCAGGGCAGAGAAAGCAAUUUAUUUUCAAAUUUAUACGAGUAUGUGGUCAUUACCAAAACUGGUAUUUUUUUUGUUAUAUGGUUUUUUUUAAAAGAAAUAAUGACCCUGCCUGAUUUGGCCAGGGUCGAAAUUUAUUCCAAAAGCUACCUCUUUAUUUUAUUUUGUCAAGUUACUAAAGCACAGUUGCAGUAUUUUUGUUUCUUAUUGUUGCCGGGAUCGUUCAUCUCAUGCUUGUUGCUGUUUGCUGUUUGUAUUGGCAAGAUUACAGCGCCUACAUGUAAAGGGGUUGUGGGAAUGUAGCUAACGAUAGGGGAGGGGGUGGGAAC
Pristis pectinata (smalltooth sawfish) is the source of this 3018-nucleotide messenger RNA. RefSeq names its product zinc finger and BTB domain containing 16a (gene zbtb16a). The transcript has 7 exons. Gene Ontology annotation, molecular function: protein binding; DNA-binding transcription factor activity, RNA polymerase II-specific; RNA polymerase II cis-regulatory region sequence-specific DNA binding. Gene Ontology annotation, cellular component: nucleus. Gene Ontology annotation, biological process: regulation of cytokine production; negative regulation of transcription by RNA polymerase II; regulation of immune system process. The coding region runs from base 466 to 2442 and encodes 658 amino acids. NCBI's taxonomy places the organism in Eukaryota, Metazoa, Chordata, Chondrichthyes, Rhinopristiformes, Pristidae. The record is from RefSeq and is a predicted model, not a curated record.